AUGGUCCCAAAUGCAUCAUCACAGCGUAUCCAGCUCAUUGCCCAGUUUUUCAUGUUGCUAUGGGUUCAUGAUGACGUUGUCGAAUAUAGUACCGAAGAGACAGUAUCCACAGUGACGGAUGACAUCACCAAGAUAUUAUUACAGGUUGCCCGCCGCGAGAUUUCACCCCCAGAAGAGGGAGUAUGCGCGGCCUUGCAUCUAACUCCCGAGAUCCUAACGGACAGUCAAGGGCUCCUCUGCGAUGUUAUCGAGAAAUUUGCCUCAUUUGUACUUUUCACUCGAAAACAGCAUCGAACUGAGUUCAAUGGGCUUCGGGAUUUCAUGGACUACCGUGCGAUUGACAUUGCUGCGGAUUUCAUCUCGAUUUGCGUUCGGUUCGGCAAUGCGCUAGAGUUGACGGCGGAGGAAAUCCGACCUCUGCAUAAGGUUAUUGACGAGGCUACGGAUCAUAUGGUACUCAUCAAUGAUCUAUUCUCGUAUGACAAAGAGAAACACGCAUCUCUUGUCCAAAACGCUACUAUUACAAAUUCUGUGGACUAUUUGGAAAAGGCACUGUCUUUGAGCCCACCGCUGACCAAGAAUAUCGCCAUGCUCCUCGCACUGGAUUACGAAUCCAAGCUACAAGACUCUCUGCAGAGGUUGGAAGAGAUGCCAGGAUUGACGGAAGCACAGCUCCGCUACGCUCAAGGAAUGGUCGAGUCAGCAGCUGGUAACUUGUUGUUUUCUUUGACCUCAGCUCGGUACGGAAAAGGACACGGAAUGGUUGACGUUAGUCAUUACGGAAAAUUGCCUCUGCAGGCCCUUCAAUGGCCGGUCUUGGGAAUCGCAACGAUUGGUUCGAUUUUCUGGGGGAUUGGCCGACUUUUGCUUUGA
Aspergillus melleus is the source of this 873-nucleotide messenger RNA. Its product is annotated as terpene synthase family protein. The transcript has 4 exons. The coding region runs from base 1 to 873 and encodes 290 amino acids. Lineage: Eukaryota; Fungi; Ascomycota; Eurotiomycetes; Eurotiales; Aspergillaceae. The record is from RefSeq and is a predicted model, not a curated record.